GAAAGAUCGUCUGCAACCUGAAGCCUGAUAUCUGACUCGCAAAUUUUAGAAGUUUUAAGGUAAGGUAGGUACCAUUUCUAUAUGUCUGGUGAUGAAUUGAAGAUGGUGGCUGACCAUAUGGGGCACUCCAUCCAAAUCCAUGCUGACAUCUACAAAAUGCAAAGUUCUGUUUUGGAAAGGACCAAAGUCGCCAGAGCAUUGGUUGCAAUACAAAAUGGAAAUUUUAAACUAAACAACUUCAAGGGGCAAAAUCUAAGCAGCAUCAGUGUUGAUGAAAUUCCCCAGCCUUUUGAUGAGGAGGAAGCAGCAGAGAGUGAGAAGGAAGAUGAGGAUGACAGUCCUGAAGAGAGUUUUGAAGACAUGGAUCUGCCAGCAUCCAUACCUGCUAUAUCUAAUAUGGAUCUACCAGCAUCCAAACCCAGCUCUAGUAAAGGUUUCAAAGGGGAAGCAAAACCCAAUCUUCUGAAGCAGGAAACACAGAGCUUGGCUUGCUUGUUUAGAAUUUUAUUCCAGAUGUACAGUGACGAAGCACGUAAAGAUGCAUGGCCAGAUGUUGAAAACAAACUGGUUAGUGUGUGUCACAGUUCCCUGGAAUACUUCCUGUUUUUGCAAUCAGACAGUCACAGAGAUACAUUAUUAUACUUCUUAUCACAAGACUUCUCAAGAUGUCUGAUGACAGGUUCCGUGUCCAUGCGUCCCACUAUUAUCCUCUGAUGUGUGAAACUAUGAACUAUGACUUGAAACAUGAACUUUGUUCCAUUCUCAGAAAGUUUUUCAUUCAUGUUGGACAUAAGUUUGGAAUGAUCCAUCCUGAUAGAACUACUUGAUGAUGUGUGUUGUGAUAUGAUGUUUGAUAUGAUACAGUAUGAUGUGAUAUGAUUGUGUAAUGUGUGGGACAUGAUGUAUGAUUUACAAACACAGGAUUGAUGCACAGUGAGAUAAUGCAAUAGCUUUCACUAUUACACAAUGAAAGAACUGUUCACAGGGAGAUUGUGAGAUAUCUUUCACUGUUAUAUCAUGAAAGCAACUUUCACAUUGAAUAAAAGUCACUUCACUUUGAGGUAAUUAACAACAUAUUUACUUUAAGAAAGUGAAAAAAAUGUUAACAGUGGCAGUGAGAUAAUGAAAGUAAUCUUCAGAGAUCAAAAAUUAAAGCAGUUUACACAAAUGAUAGCAGCCAUCACAAUAUCAAAGGGAAGCCAGACUUCAGAAUGGUUCAGCUUUUUCAACGAGUUACUUUAGUUUAUUAUGUAGAUUCAUGAAAAAAUAUACUUACUUUUUUUAUUGAUAUUUUCCUUCUGGUCUGAUGCUAUUGUGAAUUUAAGCCUGGUACCAUUUGAAUGAAAAUGUGGUGUACCAUGUCUGUAAUUUAAGCCUGGUACCAUUUGAAUGAAAAUGUGGUGUACCAUGUCUGUUUUAUGGUGUUUGCUUUGCUAGUUUGGUCAUAGAAAGUAUUGAGUGUGUAAGUGAAAAUAGUGUAUGCGUAGAAUGUAAAGUUGUUUUAUUUCUGAUAUCUUGAGAAAAAAUGGGGUGCUUUAGUCUCUCAGUCCUUUACAAAGUACAUGUAUAUCAAAACCGAUAUAGACUGUAUUCCCAUUUUGUAGCUAAUUAGGAAAUUUAUUGCACACAGAUUCAAAGGGUAUUUUUCAAAAAAGAAUUUUUUUUUCAUUCAGUUGCACCUUGUAGAUAGGUAAUUUGUGUGUGUCCUCAUGUUGAAAAUGUUAAUUAUGCAUAACUCUUUAUUUGUAAACAUUUUGAAAAUGCCUUUGUAGUAUAUUUUCACACAGUUUUAAGGUCGUCAAUUCAAUUAUACUGAGAAAUAGAUCUUAGAUGUUUCUUAAGAUAUAAAUAUGUCAAAAAAGGGAAUUACAUUUUACAAGAUAAAACAUGUAAUUUUGAUGUAAGUUACCAGCUGGCACAUUUUAGUGUGACAGUUUACGUUUAUGACACACUCCAUGUUUGUUGUUCCAUCUCUAAGUCUUUCAUAUCAAUCCAACAUUGCUAUUUGAGCAGGGGUUUAAUAUUUUUGGCUUUGUAGAAGUAGUAAAAUUAGGUAUUUUUAGUAACACCAUUUGAUGGAAAAUACAAAUACCUGGCAUUUAUAUAGCGCAAAAAUCAUAAAAUAUUCUAUUUUUCUUUACAGUUACAUAACACAUUCAUUCAAAAUAUGAACAGGAUUCUAGAACUUAGAUUUAGACAUAUAUAAAUACUAUUUUAUACCACUACUGAUAUUUUGUAUUUUAACAGGAGUUAAAUUGACAGGUUUAGAACUAUUACUCCUAGUAAAUAUCCCCAGUAUUCAUACGGUUCAACCGAACUAAUCCUUUGCAGGAUUUUCCAUGAAUUUUGGCUUUAUUUUGCAAGAUUCAAAUGUAAACUAUACAUCAUUCUAGAGUUCUCCAAUGGGGGUUGUUCUUUAUUUCUUUGCUUUAUAUCAUUCUAAAGUUCUUAAUGUAUUGUUAAUGGCACAAGAAGGAUUUAUUCAAGUUCUGCAAAUAUUAUAUAGGAGGGGGCUGUAACAAUUUGUUCAUCCGUCAUCGUGCAAUACAUGCAAAAUGUACCUGGCUUUCUUUUAUUUGAGAUUUUUAUAGCACUGUAAUUCUGUAUUUAAAAAAUCAUAGUUUAAAACCUAUCUGCUGCUGUAUGUUUAAAUGUUUUUAGUCAUAACAUGCAAAAUUUGGAGCUCCUUGGCUGAGUGAUAAAGAUUGCUGACUACUAAUGCAUUACUUGGUCCUCACUGCUUUUGAAAUGGUGUUUGGUUAAUUGACUUUUUUUCCUGUGAGGAAGAUAUUGUAGCUGGCUUGUGGAAGGUUGGUACUUCAAUCAGAGUACAUACUCUUCCUGAUAUCAUAGCAUCUAAGGUUAAAGGUGGAAAGUCAAUGUGAGCGUAAGUGCAGCAGACUAACACAGCAAACAUGCACUAAUAGCUCAAACAAAAUCUGACUGGGCAACCUCUUAAAGCUUUUGCUUGUGUAAUCUAUCCUACAUUCCAUAGUUUGUAACUGGCAUGAUGUAAGUGUAGAACUUGUAUAUAUGUAGAGGAUGCUUGGUUCAGUGUAUGAUUGAAGUAUCUUAAACAGAGUGGACACCAGAUGCAAAAGUUUUUAAGAAUGGCACAGUCAGUUGAAAAUGUCUGCUCUUGUGUUCACGAGUGAAUGUGUUUUUGAAAAGCAAGCAAAUUUUCUUUCCAUUUCAUGUCUUUUCAGUUAUUUAUUCAAUUUGCAAUUCAUUACAACUGAAAAAUAUAUUUUAUAUUUCACUAAGUGAAAAAUAUCAAAUCUAUUGUUUACCAAGAAAUUGCCAGAAAUAUUUCACUGUUAUAUUUCAAUAAUUCACUGCAAAAACAUGCAGUAAAAUCAUUUAUAUAUUUGGUUAUUCUUCAGUUAUUGCCUCCCACAUAGCUUGGAAAUGUUUUGCCAUGUUAGAUCAAAGUGUAUGAAUUCAUAAUUGUGAUCAUUUUGCAACAUUCAUAACCCCCAUGCCUUUUUAGCUCACCUGUCACAUAGUGACAAGGUGAGCUUUUAUGAUCACGCAGCAUCCGUCAUCCGUGCGUCCGUCCGUGCGUAAACUUUUCCUUGUGACAUCCAUAGAGGUCACAUUUUUUGUGGGAUCUUUAUGAAAAUUGGUCAGAAUGUUCAUCUUGAUGAUAUCUAGGUCAAGUUCGAAACUGGGUCAUGUGCCUUCAAAAACUAGGUCAGUAGGUCUAAAAAUAGAAAAACCUUGUGACCUCUCUAGAGGCCAUAUAUUUCACAAGAUCUUCAUGAAAAUUGGUCAGAAUGUUCACCUUGAUGAUAUCUAGGUCAAGUUUGGAACUGGGUCACGUGCCUUCAAAAACUAGGUCAGUAGAUCUAAAAAUAGAAAAACCUUGUGACUUCUCUAGAGGCCAUAUAUUUCAUAAGAACUUCAUGAAAAUUGGUCAGAAUGUUCACCUUGAUGAUAUCUAGGUCAAGUUUGGAACUGGGUCACGUGCCUUCAAAAACUAGGUCAGUAGGUCUAAAAAUAGAAAAACCUUGUGACCUCUCUAGAGGCCAUAUAUUUCAUGAGAUCUUCAUGAAAAUUGGUCAGAAUUUUCACCGUGAUGAUAUCUAGGUCAAGUUUGAAAGUGGGUCACGUGCCAUCAAAAACUAGGUCAGUAGAUCAAAUAAUAGAAAAACCUUGUGACCUCUCUAAAGGCCAUAUUUUUUAUGGGAUCUGUAUGAAAGUUGGUCUGAAUGUUCAUCUUGAUGAUAUCUAGGUCAAGUUCGAAACAGGAUCAUGUGCGGUCAAAAACUAGGUCAGUAGGUCUAAAAAUAGAAAAACCUUGUGACAUCUCUAGAGGCCAUAUUUGUGAAUGGAUCUUCAUGAAAAUUGGUCAGAAUGUUCAUCUUGAUGAUAUCUAGGUCUGGUUCGAAAUUGGGUCACAUGUCUUCAAAAAGUAGGUCAGUAGGUCAAAUAAUGACAAAACGUUGUGACCUCUCUAGAGGCCAUAUUUUUCAUGGGAUCUGUAUGAAAGUUGGUCUGAAUGUUUAUCAACUGGGUCAUGUGGGUAGAGGUGAGCGAUUCAGGACCAUCAUGGUCCUCUUGUUUAUAAGUAUCUGAUUUGGUGAGCAUGUUUCUACUGCCUAUGAUUGUUACUUUGAUAGCUAUUUAUAGACAGAUGUAUAUUGGAGUAAUCUUACUAUUGGCCACAAAAUCAAGUGGUGAUACUCUAAGAGUUUGAAAUAGCUAUAGAAUAUAAAAUGUGCAUUACUGUUAUAUUAAUAUGUUCUGUUUUUUUAUGUUUGUUCAGGACUAAGGAUACUAUACAGGUAUGGCAGAAUUAGAAUUUCCUGUUGCUUUCAUUUUUUAUUUUUCUGAUUAUGAGGCUAGUGAAGCAUUAGCAUUUUGUCAUGACAAAGAGUAUGACAUAUUGGACUUAUAUCAGUUUGAUCACAACCUUAUUGGUUUUUAUGUACAUUCAGAGUUUGAAUCAUGCAGGGAUUUUUGUUUGGACCACCAUUUUCAAGUGGUUUGUUUUUCCAUAAAUCUUAUGGUUCUUUAAACCUGUAUAUAGAGAAUAAAAGGUUAGUGCCAUAGAUGGAGAAAGUUUAUCUGGCUAGGUGGAGGACAUCGGGUGAGCCGAAGAUGAACCUGACAAUGUCCGGAGCCGAGCCAGAUAAACUUUCUCCAUCUUAGGCACUAACCUUUUAUUCUAAUUAUCUUGUCAUUACUUCAUUUUCCGAUAUAUUGCAAUAAAUUUUAGAAAAAUUAGUGUGCGACAACCGUUUAAUGACGUCAUAUUCUUUAUGACGUCACUUAUGUAGUGACGUCAUCACCAACACCGAAAUGUGAAUAAAAUUGAAAAAUAGCAAUGACUUAUUCGUUUUCGAAUAAAAACUCAUUAUUUGACCACUCAUUUUCUUAGUUAGGACAGUUCCAACUCAAUGGUUAUGGUUUCUAUGCAAAAUUUCUUAUGACAACAAUAACAGUCAUAAGGUCACAUGAUCAACUGACCUGAUGUCAACUGACGGUAUAUCAAGAAAAAUAUACGGCACCCUGAUAUCGGGUUGAAAAUACUGCAAUGGACAGGAUAAUAUACAAUUAUCGACUUUUUCAUAGGUUGAUAUCUGGAUUUAUCAACCCGAAAAGAGUUAUAUUCACUGAGCCGAAGCCGAAGGCGAGGUGAAUAUAACUUUUUGAGGGUUGAUAAAUCCUGAUAUCAACCUGUGAAAAAGUCAAUAAUUGUUUUAUUACAUAAAUAAAUGUAUAGUCAGUCAUGUUAUUACAAUUGUAUCUUUAAUAAAGAAAUAAGAAAUAAAUUUAGAUCAAAUCAGGUUGAUAUUGGUUUUCCAAGCACCUACUUCGAUCUAUUUUUAUUUUUGUACUAUUUAUAACCCAAGAUAAGUAGAUAUGAUAUGUACUCAUUACUUUUCGAACCGUUUUCAGCCAGUCAGAGAAAAUUAUCAGUAGCAAUAAGGGAGCAAAUUCUGAUAUUUUCAUGAAGGCAGAUUGGUCAAUUAUAAUAUUUCUAUAUCACCUUCAAAUAAAUGAAUAUCCUCUCCUUUAAAACUUAUUAAGUUUUCUUUUUCUUUUGCAGGCAAACAUACAAAAUUAUCUUUGGUAGGUGUUGUUAAAAUUUCUUUCUUUUACUAUUUUUGUGUUGUUUUUAACAAUGCCUGGAGAAGGUUUUCCCUUUGGAUAUUUAGUUUUUUUUUCUGUUGAACUGUUCUACAAGUUUGUUAAACAUUGUGAAAAUAAGGCAUACGAUGUCAAAUGUACAAACUGCUAUAUAUACUUUUUUGAUAGCAAAGAGUUCUACGAGAUGAUAGAUUUCUGCCUUGAUGAAGUAGAUGCUUAUAUUAUUGAUGUUAUAAAUACUGCUGGUGCACAGUACAAGAAACUGAAUUAAUGAUAUUAGAUACGUCCCAUGCUUAAUGUCAUUAAUUAACAUCAGGACAGGUAUUAAGGCCUUAGCAAGUAGUUAUUGAGACAUCACAAAAUUUCGUGAAAGUAUCUAGUUCACUGCUGAGCUGCGGCUCAAGAAUUGCUUAAAAUUUGCCAAAAUGGCUGUUUUUUCUUUAGCUCACCCGAGCCAAAGGCUCAUGGUGAGCUUUUGUGACCGCUCAGUGUCAGUCGUCAGUCGUCCGUCAACAUUUUCUUAAAAAAUCUUCUUGAAAACCACUCGGCAAAAUUACACCAAACUUCACAGGAAUGAUCCUUGGGUGGUCCCCUUUCAAAAUUGUUCAAAGAAUUUAAUUCCAUGCAGAACUCUGGUUGCCAUAGCAACCGAAAGGAAAAACUUAAAAAAUCUUCUUGUCCAAAACCGCAAGGCAUAGAGACUUGAUAUUUGGCAUGUGACAUCAUUUUAUGGUCCUCUAUCAAGAUUGUUCAAAUUUUGCCCCUGGGGUGAAAAGAGGCCCCGCCCCGGGGGUCACAAGUUUUACAUAGACUUAUAUAGCAAAAAACUUUAAAAAUCUUCUUGUCUAAAACCACAUGACCUAGGCCUUUGAUAUUUUGUAUGUAGCAUUGCCUUGUGGUCCUCUACCAAAAUUGUUCAAAUUAUGCGCCUGGGGGUGAAAAGAGGCCCUGCCCCGGGGGGGUCCCAUGUUUUACAUAGACUUAUAUAGGAAAAAAAACUUUAAAAAAAUCUUCUUGCCUGAAACUGCAAGGCCUAGGCUUUUGAUAUUAAGUAUGUUGCCUUUCCUGGUGUUUCUCUACCAAAAUUGUCCAAAUUAUAUCCCUAGGGUGAAAAGAGGCCCUGCCCUUGGGGUACCAAGUUUAACAUAGACUUAUAUAGGAAAAAAAUUAAAGAUCUUCUUGUCUUUAAGUUCAAGGCCUAGGCAUUUGAUAUUUGGUAUGUAACAUUGCCUGUUGGAUCUCUAACAAGUUUGUUCAAAUUACGCCCCUGGGGUGAAAAGAGGCCCCGCCUUGGGGGUCACUUGUUAUGAUAUGAGUUAUAUAGGAAAAAAAUACUUCAAAAAUUAUCAGAUCAUAUUUCCUAGACUGCUUAAUUAUAAUUACCUGAUGACCCAAGUGAUUAGGGAUCACUUGACUGUGACCUUGACCUACUGACCUACUUUCUUGUUUUUUAAGAUACAGCCUUGAAAUUUGGAUGACAUGUACAGUUUUGCACACCAGUCUUAAAACUGUCUUUCAGUGACCAUGAAUAUGACCUACUGACCUACUUUCUAAUAUUUUAGCGUCAGUUUGCCGUUUGAAACAUGUGGCUCAUAUUACUCAGGUGAGCGAUUCAGGGUCACCAUGACCCUCUUGUUGGUUUAGGUACAGAAUAGUCUUAAUAAUUUAUUAUACGCCCGAAGGGACGUAUUAUGUUAUGACGCUGGUGUCCAUCUGUCCGUUAGCAAUUUUGUGUCCGCUCUGUAACUCUUGAACCCCUUGAAGGAUUUCAAGGAAACUUGACACAAAUGUUCACCACACCAAGAUGAUGUGCAGAGCAUAUGUUUUGGGUGUCUCGCUUAAAGUUCAAGGUCACACUUAGUAGUCAAAGGUCAUAUCAGUUUGUUUCAUGUCCGCUCUGUAACUCUUUAACCCCUUGAAGGGUUUCAAAAAAACUUGACACAAAUGUUCACCACGCCAAGACGACGUGCAGAGCGCAUGUUCCGGACGACUCGCUUCAAGGUCAAGGUCACACUUAGGGGACAAAAGUCAUAUCAGUUUGUUUUGUGUCCGCUCUGUAACUCUUGAACUGCUGGAAGGAUUUCAAAGAAACUUGGCAGAAAUGUUCACCACACUGAGAUGAUGUGCAGAGCGCAUGUUCCGGUUGACUCGCUUCAAGGUCAAGGUCACGCUUAAGGGUCAAAGGUCAUAUAUGACUUUGCUUUGUGUAUAUUGCUGUGCAUUGCAGAGCUCUUGUUUUUACUUUGCAGAUUUCUUUUUUGUACUUACAAUAUUUUUUUUGAAUUACUUCCCUUUUAUGUUACUAUAAAUAGCUUAUUUUGAAACUUUUAUUAUUGGCCUUAGGGAAAAACCAAUACCACUUUUCUGUGGUACAACAUGGAUGGUACUUCCAAUUUUUAGGUCUAUUUUUACAUACCCGUACCUGAUAAGGAUUUUUUUGUAGAUUUUGAAUAUUUUUUUUGUGGACUUAGAUUUGUUUUUUGAAGUUUUGCUUUUGUUGUUCCCGUCCUUUGGGCUACAACAGUCAAGUUCUUAAAAUUUUGCUCCCAUCUUAUGAUGUAAGCCUUCGAGCGUAUAUUGCCCCGCUUGGCGGCGCUCUUGUUUUGCAUAGUAUCUGGCAAAAAUCAAUGUUUUAUUCAGGUCUGCCAACUGUUAAUUGCCAAAUUUAUGGGGGGAAAAAUAAUUUGAUGAUUUGUUUAUGUUAAAACAAACACAGUAGUGGUAAAAUCAGAAUCAUAUUACUUGUUAUACGUCCAAAGGUAUGUAUUAUGUUAUACCCCCGGUGUCUGUCCGUCCGUCCGUUAGCAAUUUUGUGUCCGCUCUGUAGCUCUUGAACCCCUUGAAGGAUUUCGAAGAAACUUGACACAAAUGUUAACCACAUCGAGAUGAUGUGCAGAGUGUAUGUUUCGGAUGGCUUGCUUCAAGGUCAAGGUCACACUUGGGGGUCAAAGAUCAUGAGUUUGUUUGGUGUCCGCUCUGUAACUCUUGAACUGCUUGAAGGAUUUCAAAGAAACUUGGCACAAAUACACACCACAUCGAGACGAUGUGCAGAGCACAUGUUACAGAUGGCUUGCUUCAAGGUCAAGGUCAUUCUUAGGGGUCAAAGGUCAUAUGACGUUGUUUCGUAUGUAUAUUGCUCUGCAUUGCGGUGUUCUUAUUUUUAUUUCGCAGAUCACUUUUUUGUUCACUUACAAUAAAAAAAAUUUUGAAUUACUUCCCUUUUAUGUUACUAUAAAUAGCUUAUUUUGUAACUUUUUUAUUAUUGGCCGUAGGGAAAAACCGAAACCACUUUUUUGUGGUACAACGUGGAUGGUACAUCCGAUUUUUGGGAAAAAAAAUUGGAAUUUCUUCCCCUUGUUGUUCCAGUCCUUUAGGCUUCAACAGUCAUCUUUUUAAAUUUUGCUCCCAUUCUAUGAUAUAACCCUUUGGGCCUAUAUUGCCCCCACUUGUUGGAGCUCUUGUUUAUUAUUUGGCUUCAGUUGUACAUGAAUAAGCGGAUACUAUUCGUUAUAUAUUUUUAACAUCUUGGUGCUGAUAACAUGUUAUUAGAUAUGCGGUUUAUGUAAUUGUAACAUAAAUACAGCAUCUUAAACACUGAUUUAGAGUAGUUUUUAUGUAUUUGUAAGAGAGGUAUUUAGAUACAUGACAUUAAAAAUUCAAAACCAACCCCACCAUUUAAAAUCUUUUUUUUCUCUAUUAACAGGAUGAUGCAUUGUCUAUAUGCAAAUAGCUAGCUAAUAUAGAUGUAUGAUAAGAUAACUGCACUUUAGAGAACUUUGUAAUAUAAUUAAAUGAAAAUUGUUUCAGUAUUUCAUCCAUGAUUCCAAGGGAAAAUACAAUAAUUUUGACAAUAACCAGUAGUAUUUUUCUACUUUCCUUAUAUAGGUAGAUGAUGUGACAUCUAGAAAUAGUGAAAUGGUUUGUUGUUUUUUGAAUAUUUGAAGUACAUGUGUAUCAUAAAAAUGACCAGGCAAAGCAGAAAUAGGUCUAGUAUUUAAUGUGAUGUAUGGGAGGAAAAUGAUUUGACACUAUCAUCACUUACAUCCAACCAUACACUAACAUAACAAAGAUAUUCUAACAGAAGUGUAAAUUGUCAUAUCCAAGUACUGGUGUUUCUCAUGUUUAGUAAAAUUGAAGAAGUAUAUUUUUAUUAACAGAAAAAUGUAGAUUUAAACAGUAAAAUAAACAAGAAUUCUAAGACCCAUUUUUUUUAGCAUGGCUAUUUAAUCAGCUCACCUGAGCACAAAGUGCUCAAGGUGAGUUUUUGUGAUCACUCUUUGUCCGUCGUCCAUCGUGUGUGCGUCGUCAACAGUUGACUUUAAAAGACAUCUCCUCUAAAACCACUGAAUGGAUUUUGAUGAAACUUGGCAGGGAUGUUCUUUGGAUGGUCCUCUAAUAAAGUUGUUCGAACAGUUCU
This is a messenger RNA of Mercenaria mercenaria, 10513 nucleotides long. RefSeq lists its product as uncharacterized. The transcript is spliced from 6 exons. The record is from RefSeq and is a predicted model, not a curated record. Lineage: Eukaryota; Metazoa; Mollusca; Bivalvia; Venerida; Veneridae. Bases 82 to 714 code for a protein of 210 amino acids.